Messenger RNA from Gymnodraco acuticeps, 1306 nucleotides. RefSeq names its product N-acetyllactosaminide alpha-1,3-galactosyltransferase-like. Gene Ontology annotation, molecular function: hexosyltransferase activity. Gene Ontology annotation, cellular component: vesicle; Golgi apparatus; membrane. The transcript is spliced from 3 exons. Bases 1 to 891 code for a protein of 296 amino acids. Gene Ontology annotation, biological process: carbohydrate metabolic process. The record is from RefSeq and is a predicted model, not a curated record. Lineage: Eukaryota; Metazoa; Chordata; Actinopteri; Perciformes; Bathydraconidae.
AUGGAGAAAUGCCAUUUGGAAAGUGCAAAAAAUCUGGACAGCAGUGUGGACGCCAGCCUCAAUCUUCAGUCCAGACCUGAUGUGCAAACCUGUACAUAUUGGAAAGCUGCUAUCAUCUGGGAAGGGCUGUUUGACGCCCGCCUCUACGACGAGAUGCACAAGAUGAAAGGAUCCUCUGUGGCUCUAACAGUCUUUGCUGUGGGCAGAUACCUUGAUGCUUACCUACACACAUUCCUGAACUCAGCCGAGCAACACUUUAUGGUGGGUUUGCCCGUGACCUACUACGUGUUUACGGACAUGCCAGAGAAGGUGCCUAACAUCAAGUUGUCUCCUCUGAGAAGCAUGAAGGUGAUCAAAGUGGAGAAGAACUCCAGGUGGCAGGACAUCUCUAUGAUGCGAAUGAAGAGCAUAUCAGAUGUGAUAGAGUCUGAUAUUCGCCACCACUGCACGCACGUCUUCUGCUUUGAUGUGGAUCAGGUAUUUACCGGCAGAUUUGGAUCAGAGGCUCUUGGGGAUUCAGUGGCUCUGCUCCACGCCCACUACUACCACCUUCCAAAGUAUUUGUACACCUACGACCGCAACCCAAACUCCAAGGCGUACAUGAAAACUGGGGAUUUUUACUACCACGCUGCCAUCUUCGGAGGCUCGUGGAAGAAUGUGAAAGCGUUGACCGAGGCCUGCUAUCAGGGCAUCAUGGAGGACAAACGGAACAAUGUGGAAGCUCUGUGGCACGAUGAGAGCCAUCUGAACAAGUACAUGCUGCUCCACAAACCCAGCAAGGUUCUCUCUCCAGAGUACUGCUGGGAUACCAGCAUCGGUUUCAGGCGCGACAUACAAGUCACCCGAUUACUGUGGGCACCAAAAUAUUAUGACACACUUCGCACACCUUAAAAACUUGACAAAUGCUAACAAAUGUAAUGUCUCAGGUUCUCGUGCUCCCUGGCUCAUUUUGUUCUCUCAGGAAUUACUUUGCAGAUCUGCAAGUAUUUUCAUAAUGGAGUGACAACUUCUUAUAUAAAUACACGCUUUUAUUUUACCCGGAUAUCAAAUGUUUUUGUUGCAUCUGGUUACAGAUGUAUAUAAGUCAACUUUUUACAUGUUUGAUCAAACUGUCUGCACUUGUUGAUCCAGCUUAUUUAUUUGUAUGUCACUUUGCGAAAUGCCACUCUAUCUCUGUUUUUAACUGAUAGUUAUUGACACUCAAAUGUUGUCAAAUUUUUUAUACAUCUCAAUAGCAGUGGAGAGCCGUGACUUUUCUACCUAGGCCCUCUGACCCCACCCCCCUCUUCCCUCGAAAAAAAAAAGA